CGCAUGCGCCUAGUAAUUUUCCCUGUAGAGACAAGACGGCUGCGGAGUAGGUGGCCAGCUCGCGCCUGUUCGGCCCGCCGUCGCCCGUCCUCACUGCGCAUGUGCGACGUCAUGUAAACAGCAGCAGCUGGGAAGAGGAGACGGUGAGGGGCGACAGACUGGGCACGUCGUGGUGUGGGAGCCGGCAGGAGCACCUCUCGCCAGAUACAAGUCUUUUUUUCGGUUCCUGUUAACAGAGAAGGCCUUUAAGAUUACGGACUAAAUGAUUUUGCGCGUGACUCGCCGUUUUAUGACGGAUUAGCCGCCAUGGGUUUGUGAGGCGCCGCGCCGGGAAGUGUGAGAGACUCAGACUGUGUUCGGCGAGGGGCGCGAGACCAUUUUUUUGUGUGCAGCACGUUCGUUCCGGGUCCGCGGUUUUCAUUCUCCUCCUGCGUCCAGGCUCUUCAACAGUGAUGUGGGUCCGUGGAGUCCAGUCUGAGGAAAGGGCCGAUCGCCAGUAGACCGUGAUCACCCGGCGCCUUCGAAGCCUCCCGCACGUUUUGGACCGGAUCUGGACCAGGUUCAGACGCGAGGUGUGUUCAUCUUCCCCCUGCACCUGGAAGACAGCCCUUUUAGAUGUUAACAGACAGCAGGAAACGCAAGCGCAACAGUGGCAGUGAAGACAGCCAGACUGUUCCUCAGGCCAAGAGAUCAGGAGGAGGUCACUCGAUCUUCCCUGAGUUUGGUCGUGAUGUCUGGGACUCUGAGUCGUCCAGCAGCGACAGCGGGGUCAGCAGCCCCGAGCAGUCAGCCGGCGGCAGCAGCGGUGCCAGCGGUGGCAGCAUCCAGUCCACAGACAGCGGGGGACACUGCUCCACACAGGGACCCUGCAGUCCAGCUGGCUCCGCCCACAUCGCCGAGGAGUCGUUCGUGAACCCGGGACCCUACCACCACAUCAACCGCAUCCUGCGGGAGGCGCACUUCAACAGCCUGCAGACCCGGGGCCAGCCAGGCGCCACAUGACCCUCGAUCCCUGCUCCGACCCAGCGGCUCAGAGAGGAGCAUGUCCGAGUACCUCAGACUCGCUCAACUCAACUUCCUGUGCGCCACAUAACUUCCUGUCUCCAAUUCUGCACCUUUAGCCUGUUUCCAGUAUUUACCGGCUCAUCCUUGUUUUCUUGUCUCGUCUCAUCCGUUCGUUCGUUGGGGACUGCAGUUUCACAGGCACGUUAUCUUGGCUUGGGUGCUAAUCCUAAUAAAGUAAAUAUAACCAUUAUUUGCAAUAAUGACAAAAUUUUAAUAAAAAUGAUUGCUCCCUGUUCAGUGUUCACUGCAGAGGUUAGAGUCGAGGUGUAGGAGGCACACGUGGACUUGGGCAGCACAGCUGGCCACCAGUUGUGUUGUGGUUCGAGUCAAUCCUGCGCGUGAGCGAUGACAGAGGUCAAACGGACGGCUCCUUUGCCCCCACCCCCACCCCCACCCCCCGCAAGGGGCGGCUCUUACUCUUUCUCUUGCGAGACUUCUUGCCAAAGCCGUCGGCGUCGCGCUCGCCAGCUUAUUGUAGACGUCUAACAGCAGGGCCCCAUUUCAGCACAAACUACGACACCGCGCUCGAUCAGCUUCACUGGGAAGCUGUGAACGUCCUGCAGGUCGUGUGGUUGGUCCACCCUCUGGACGUGACUCCGCUCUAGCUGCCCCAGUCAGUCUCACCUGUAACUCUGCACACUGAGCCUCUUUUGGAGAAAGAACUUCCAUGUUUGGAGCUGGGAUUCGCAGGUCCCCUCCCACUUCAUCCCAGGAACCACGUCCAACCCCUUCGGGGAGGGGACCGUGCAAGUCCCUUCCCUUGGCGUGGAGGACCCUAAGAGGGAUUGAUAUAAAUAGCAAUAAUGUGGAGGGGGACCUGUCAGAGCAGAGCAGGAACCUCUUGAGUUGUCCUGAAACUGCAGAGAGACCUAAGAGGUAGUGGUGGUAUAUCACCCCCCACUGCCUGACCACAGCGCUUCAUGUGUUAAAGCUCCUGUCUAAAUAUAGCAGUGCGGAGUCAGCGGGGGUCACGCCGGGAGUCGCUUUGCUGGCUCUAACGAGGAGCGGUGUGGACAGUGAGACGCGCCAUCGUUCGAUUGGCUGCCCAGAACGUGUCACAGAAAAAGGGUCACAGGUCACCCUGUAUGGUUGACCCCGGUGUGAAGGCAAAAUAUUCUGAGUUCACGUUGCAGUCAGCUGCCGAUUCUUUGGUCCUGGAACACAGAGCUCCGUCCCACCGGUCUCACCGCUCUAGAUGUUGAUGCCCUUUGAGGGGUAAAUGUGGUGUGGGGGUUAGGAUCGUUGUUACGAGUCCGAGUGUCAUGCUCGGGGGGGUGGGGGCUCUGCACUGUCCGCCAUGUUUACACAAGGCUGUUGACCACCAAGUCCCUGACUGCUGGGAGGGCCAAACCAACAUCCAGGGCGGUGUAUUUGUUGACCUGCUGCGGACCGAGAUGAACACAGCGCACAGUUGGAGAAGUUAGGGUCUUGACUCCACGUCCUUCCUUUUCCCAGUAUCCUUCCGUGACUUGAACCCUGCUCUUGCGUGUGUCUUGUUGACCAUGACCGUGUAGUACAGCUUCAGGGACCGGGACCGUGUGCUGUUUGGUCUGACCCCCACCUUUGACCGGCCAGUCGCUGGCCCCCAAGCACUGACCAAUCCCUCGCCACCCCAUGGAGCCCAGCCAAUCCCCAGUGCCGAGAGUCGAGUGCUCUGCGUGUGACCACUCCCCUUUCACAUGGUGCUCACAUAGGCUCCACCCCCUGGUCAGUGCUGCCUCUCUGCUGUCUUACCCUGACACUGUGUUCUCUAUACUUGGGAGGGGGUUAAUGAAUAAAGACAGGAUUUGAUUACCAUGUUUUGUAUUUAGAAUUGUACAUGACCUUUUAGCCUACAUUGAAU
Molecule: messenger RNA, 2908 nt
Organism: Scleropages formosus (Asian bonytongue)
Lineage: Eukaryota; Metazoa; Chordata; Actinopteri; Osteoglossiformes; Osteoglossidae
Product: protein FAM104A-like
Exons: 4
Coding region: 616-1002 (128 amino acids)
Source: RefSeq, a predicted model, not a curated record